UCAAUGUCACCUGUCAUAUUUCCAAAUCUGUAAAAUACUCAUAAUCAUGCUCUUAAUGGUCUUCAUUUCUGGUAAUCCCUGGCAAUGCUCUAUUCCGCAGAUAAUACACUUUAAUCGAUGUUUAUAAACUCAACCAGAAAGAAAGACCAUUUGAGUUUAUUUUUAUUUUAAAGAGCGGAGAGCGAGAGGAACGCAAUGACUCGAAGUCUAAAGCAUCUCUUCACACGUUGUACCAUCUUUGCUUUAUGGACAAAACGUUUCGCCUAGCAAAAUGUGAAAAAGUGUCUUGUUGACUUAUUCUUGAUUGUCCCACUCCAGCCAUAAUUGGCCCCUUCCCCUCUCCCUUUCGCGGAUUUUUCAUCACAUCUUGUCGUAGUCGUCUUAUGGUGAAGACUGAAGAACAGUGCGGUGAACGUGUUGUGACUUGUGUCUGCGUGCGAGAGGGAGUUUGUGAAAUGGAGAUUCUGCACUCGCCGCGUGUUUAGUGUAAAGAAAGUGCAUCAAAAUGCAGUUUCCUCUCUGGUAGGACUGGAUGUCUAUUAAAGAGGAGUGCUAGAACGCGAAGCAAGAUGGCUGAACAGAAGCACUCUCCGUCAGACUUUGAGCGCAUGUCACUGGACCAAAUCAUCGAGGUUGUGACAGCGGAUUUGGAGAGUUCUGCUGGUCACUAUGUUCAGUUUGGAGUUCCCUCCCAGCAGUCAACGUCCCACAACUGGGGCGAUUACAAUCCCAAUCGAGUCCAGCGUUACAUGUCAGGACAAACUCUCCCCAACACAUCCAAUAUUCAAUCCGUAAAUCCGAUGCCAGCUCCGGUCUAUAUGCAUCCAGAAGUGCCGACCUACGAACCUCCAAUACCGGAUCCGAUUUACUUUCCACCCCAGACGGUGAACCACCUCGGCAUCAACGAGAACAACGACCUGGUGGGAACAAUAGACGUCGGUGGUGGUAACUUCAUCAAUGUCAUUUACGGAAAUGCAUCUCAAAUCAUGGCCGAGCAGUGCCAGUUGAAUGGCUUGAAUUCCUACAGCAAUCAGAGCCUGAUAGAUCGCGAGUACGGCCUCUUCGGGAGCCAGCAGAUGACCGUAUCACCAAAUUUAUCCACUCAGAACUCAAACAGCAAACAGCUGAUUGACAAUCUCGUGGGUAAUUGGGUGCCAAAUCAAUCCGGGACUUACAGUCCUUUCGGAGGUUCUCCAAACGUCACUCCUGUUCCUCAGUCCACUCCCGAGGUCAAGGAUUCUGACGAGCUGCCUCGAGCUCUGCCGGAUGGACAGCAGAAGAAGCCGCGAAUGGUCGCCGAGGUGAAGCCCAUGAGACCAUCCUAUUCCGACGUAUUGGCCAAGUCUGUGCCGACUCCCUCGUCGCCUCAAACUGCUCCGUCCAUCAAGCCGAAGCAGGAAGGCUCCGCGAAGAAGCUCGUCAGCAAGAAGAGCAAAACGAAGCCGGCUGUUUUGAAACGGCAGAAUUCUUCAGGCAGCGAUGAUCAUAAUUCGCCGAAGGUGCAAGCCCCGAAGAAGAUUCUGGAGAAGAAUAACUCGAAUUUGCCGAGGAGAUGGGUCUCGCUUGACAAUCUCGGCUCGCCCACCGACUCCGAGCUGAACGCGUUCGACAGAUCCGACAAUUUCGAGAAGAAGCGUCCGCUGAAGUCCUCCUCGUCGUCGUCCUCGUCGUCGAAGAAGGGCGAGAAGAGCGAGACGCUGAACAACUCGAAGAUCCAGAAUGGCAAUACGAAAGUGCCGGGAAAUGUUCAGAAGAGGCCGAUUCAGAUCAACAAUAAUCUGAAUACUAUCAACAGUUUUAGUCAAACUGUCUCCGCGGAUAAGAUCGAGAAGAAUCAGCAGGCGAAUAAUAAAGUUGGCAAGGACGAGAAGAAGGCGACGAAGGAGAAAGGGGCGAAGCGCUUCCAGUCGGAAAAGGCACAGCAGAUCAGAAAGGGUCAGAGGAGUCGAAAGAGGGAGAAUCGGGAGUCGGCGGUCAAAGAUUUUUAUCGAAGUUUGAACAAGCAUGUGUUACGAUGGAGCAAAAUAGCUCUCAAGAUCUUCUACUGGUUGCUGCACUUGAUAUCCGAUGUCGGCACUAUGAGUGCAAAUCUUGUUGUUCAAUUCUCCUGGCUGACUAUUUUUAUCAGGAUGCACAAGGAAAGCCUGCCUCUUAUAAUACUUUUUAAUGUCGUCGUCGGAACAGGUUGGCGUGACGCCCAAUAUACUGUAAGGAUCCUUUCCUUUGCAGGCAAGCAGUCGUUUCAUCGCUUCCUCGCCAGUGCUCGGCAACGCGAUAUUCGUCUCCAAACCUCCAUGUAUCCAGCCAUUUUAAAAUUUUUUCAGGAACUAAGGCAAGCGUUUGAUCAAACUAGGCAAGUGGAGGCUGCUUGGGGUGAAUUGAGUGACUUAUUAUCGCAACUACACAGAAAAAUGGAGCAAGCUGCAAAUACUAUUAGAUGUACAAAUUGUGGUUUGCGCCACAAACGAGUCCCAACCCAACGUCCCUGUUAUGCAGCCCGUUUCUGUGCUCAGUGCAAGAUUCGUCACAGUGCGAAAGAGGGUGAUAUUUGGGCAGAAUCUCGCGUGAUGGGUUUCCUGUGGCACUAUUACGCCUGCAUGGAGGGAGCUGUUUAUGACGUGACUGAUUGGGCAGCUUGUCAGGCUGGAAAUUUGAAGCACCUUCGAGCAAACACGCAUAGCGUCCAGUACAGAAUCGUUUUAGGACAACGACCGCCAACUCAAUCUCCCACCGGUGGCAAAAAGCGGCAACAGAUGGAUCCAAAUACAAGCGAGGCGGAUUUUGAGGACUUUAUAAACAAUCUCUACAACCACAAUAAACCUGGCAGUCCGAGUUCCUCGGAACAGAACAAGGGUGAUAGUCGAAGGCGUAAAGUUAAGCGCAAGAAGUAAGAUGUGUGACAAAACGUGAAUCAGUUAACGUAAGGUCAUUGUCUAUUACACAUGCUAAACUAAUAAAUUUUUUUUUUAACAAAUGGUACUCGUACCGAGGUCUGUCGAUAUGUAACUAACUCUUUCUUUGAGUGAUAAAGAUAUUAAGUCUUGUAAGAGAAAUUCUCGUGCUUUAACUCCGACGUUAAAAAAAGUCGACCACGAAAGGGAAAAUUAAAUAUGAUUGUAGAGAGCGCUUCAAGCGUUUUUACAGAUUGUCAGUGUUAAAUGAAAUUGGUUUUUAACUUUGGAAACGUGCUGAUGGUAACAUCAAAUGACAACGGGCAUAAUACAGUGAUAAGCAUUGUACCUCAUGACGAUGUCGAUCCGAGAUAACUCGUUUAGGUUGUUGUAAGCUUCAUAAUUUUAGUGUCGUACUUGCAUGAUAUGUUUUAUCAAACGUCAGUCAAGUGAAACUCGACAUCGAUGAGUUUUCAAUAACAGUGAAGUCUCGCCUAUUUCAAGUAUCGCCUAUUUCAAGUCGCGCCUAUUUCAAGUCGCGCCUCCACCACGAUCCCGGUACGAUCUUGCCCGCGUCAGUGGCUGACCAAUUGAAAGGAGGCGUGAAGAGCGCGCGCUUUUUGGCAGAUGCGCAGUGGAAAAAGCUGCAGCCAAUGAGCCUCGCUUGACCAAAAAUCACCUGACGUUUCGCGGCCCUUGAAAAUAGACGAGACUUGACUGUCUAUUACUAUAUCAUAGAUAAGCUUUAUUUUAAUAAGUUCCUGAUUGUGAGAAUUGAUUUCUCUUACUGCAGAUUGUAAAGGAAAGUUUAAGCAAGCAAUGGCAGUACUAAAAAUGUCUAUUUUAAUAGAAAAAAAAAAAAAAAAGAAAAAGUAACAGAACAAUUCAGUGAAUCCUCCUCUGGAACGUGAAACUACGAAAAAAAUAUAAUUGCGCUCUGCGUUAUAUUGUUGAAACGCUACUCUUGAUAUUAUUUCGAGGUAAUAUCCCUUUUUAUGCAUGUUGUUUCUAGCCUCGUUAUCGAUUUUCUUUUAUCAUUCUGGAUCUUAAGAAAAUGUCGUUUGACAUUGAAAGUUUAUUUACUAUUUUUUGUUUUCUUUCUUUUUUAUUUACAGUUCUUACUUAACUAGUUUUUGGCAUGAGUCGAUCUUUCAGGUGCGCUUUUUCAUGUUCGUAGUAUUUAUGCAUCGUUUAAUAAUUACUUCAUUCAAGCUGAAAAAACACUGUACAUCAUUAUUCGAUCGAUUAGUUGUUUAUGUAAGAGCAUUUCUGUAAAUAAUUUGACAGACAAGGAUUAAGACUGAUUUUCUUCUCGCUCUGUCACUCAAACAAUGAGCAUUGUUCAUAACAUUCUAAUAAAUUUUGUGCAGAGAUCUA
Messenger RNA from Belonocnema kinseyi, 4268 nucleotides. RefSeq lists its product as uncharacterized. The transcript has 6 exons. Bases 570 to 2891 code for a protein of 773 amino acids. Gene Ontology annotation, molecular function: dopamine receptor binding. The record is from RefSeq and is a predicted model, not a curated record. Lineage: Eukaryota; Metazoa; Arthropoda; Insecta; Hymenoptera; Cynipidae.